Molecule: messenger RNA, 2267 nt
Organism: Apis florea (little honeybee)
Lineage: Eukaryota; Metazoa; Arthropoda; Insecta; Hymenoptera; Apidae
Gene: grh
Product: grainy head
Biological process (GO): regulation of transcription by RNA polymerase II
Cellular component (GO): nucleus
Molecular function (GO): DNA-binding transcription activator activity, RNA polymerase II-specific; RNA polymerase II cis-regulatory region sequence-specific DNA binding
Source: RefSeq, a predicted model, not a curated record
AGGGGAGGGGAGGGGGGGGAGGCCGAGACACGGAGCCGAGAGCGGGAUGCUGGGAGGCGGCGGCGACGGCGGCCAUGUUGCCGUAUCCCGAGAGAAGAGAGAACGAUCCGAGAGAGCACCUUCGUGAGGCUGCUUCGUUUGUUGCUUGCAGCGGCUGCCCAAACUUUGGGUGGUUUAAUUCUACCUGUUGGGCCGCACAGUUCGGGGUGUAGUGCAUCCGUUCCACCCUCGAGUUCGCUCGGCGAACAGCGCGCGAGAAGCAACGAGAGCAGAGGAGAAAACGAGAGAGAGAGAGCUCGUUACGAGAGUCUCGCGCGGCUUCGACACGCACCGGACGUCGCUCGAUCUGUCGCGCCGGAGUAUAGUACGCUCGCGUCCGCGAUCCACGGCGACGAUGUCGUCGAUGUGCUUCCCGUACACCACGUCGCCGUUCACCGCGUCCACCGCGUCGCCGUCGCGUUCCUCACCGUCGUUGUUGUCGCGGCACCCGUCGUCGCACCCGUCGUCGUCGUCAUCGUCGUCGUCGCAGCCGCGGUCCGCGCGAGCGUGCGCGUGUGCCUGAAGCCGGUGUGCAAGUGCGAAGAUCGUGGACAGACGAUCCGGUUUGGAAAAACCGUUCCCGUGACUCCGGAUCCUCGUGACUCGUCGAAAAGAGGGGUGUGCGCGAAAGGAACGAUAGCGCUUGGUGACUGGCUGCUAAGCGGAACGCGGUCGAGGAAUGGACCAGAAACGAGGAUAAUGAGGUGCGCGGAGUGAAUUUUGUGAGUUACACGGCCGCUUCUUUGUCUCGUUGUCCGUCUCACUCGUCGAAUCCCAGUCGGAGGAAAAUCUCGAACGCGAACUUUGCGUGCCUGGGACCGCGCGAAAACGGACAGAAAGAAGGAGAAGAAGAGGAGGAGGAAGAAGAAGAAGAGGAAGAGGAGGAGGAAGAAGAAGAAGAAAAAGAAGAAGAAGAAAAAGAAGAGGAAGAAGAAGAAGAGGAAGAAGAGGAAGAAGAAACGAUAACUCAUCGUGUGUCGAACCAUCCCGAUCUGCCUGUGCACCUCUCUUCAAUCAAGUUUCAAUCAAGUGCCAUACAACGCUCAGCAGAAGACUGUGAUACCUAUGCCUAGAAUCCGUUCGCUCAUCACGUAGACGAUAUUAGACGAGAAUUUAGUCGAAGAAGAAAGUGGAAGAGGAGUGGGAGGCUCGGUGGAGUACACCACGUCGAUAGAAAGAAACGCCACUAUUAGACGAACUGGAAAGAGAAGCGGAAGACUGCGAGGGAGAAUGUCGACUUGCACCGACGAGGCCGACAACGCACCCCUGCACAUGCAGGAGGCUCUAUCCCCGGUGCAGGAGGGGCCAGUGUCCCCGGCAUCCUCCUCGCUGAGCAACCAGAAUCAAAACGAGAGCGAGCAGCAGGUGUUACUGGCGACGAUGCAGCCUGUGAACGUUCUAGACCUGCACGAGCCAGCCACAGUUCACUCGCUCCAUCCCAAGUACCAUCAUCACCACCACCGUCAUCACCACCAUCACCACCAUCACCACCAUCAACAGCAACAGCACAUUCAGCCGGAUCCGGACGACGUGCAACAAAGAGGCGACGAUCCAGACGGUAGAGUGACGCCUGGCGCCGACCCAGCCACAGCCAACACGGCGCUGGGCGUCGGUGAGCACAAGAUGAUCGACCUGAUCUACAACGACGGCCAGAAGACCGUCAUGUACACCCACGACAAGGAGAUCAUCUACGAAAACGAGGCGGAUCGCGUCCAAGUGGUCGAGUAUCCACCCCCGCCGCCCUCGCCGCCAUCCCCGUCGCCACCCUCCGCGGUCACCAGAGCUGGACUACUGCCGCCCGCCUGCGUCACGCCCAGAUCCGGCUCCGCGACAGCGUUGCACCUUCAUCAUUACCCCCAACUGCAGUUGCAACACGAGGACGACCUUCCACCAGGUGUCCGCCACGCGGUGAACGCCACUGUGCCGAAUUGUGGCGCGGCCACGACCACCACUACCGUGUUGGUGCUCUCGGAAUUGGUCGCCGCCGAUCCAGCCGCUGGUGCCGCUGCUGCUCAACAACUCACCCUCACCGCUGCCGCUGCCGCCGCGUCCCUUCGUGCUGGGUAAGUUUUUCAUUAUUCUCAGAGAGUGGAGGUGUUCGAUUCCCUCGUUUUAUUACGAUGUAUCCAAGAUGGAACAGUGUACAGUGUCGUAUCGUUCGACGAUGCGAGAUUGGAAUCCGUGGCGGGAGACCCCGGGCUCGGCCCGGGGUCUACACACCCUUCGCC